This is a messenger RNA of Ostreococcus lucimarinus CCE9901, 1695 nucleotides long. RefSeq lists its product with no specific name. Bases 14 to 1681 code for a protein of 555 amino acids. The record is from RefSeq and is a predicted model, not a curated record. The transcript is spliced from 2 exons. Lineage: Eukaryota; Viridiplantae; Chlorophyta; Mamiellophyceae; Mamiellales; Bathycoccaceae.
CGCGACGGACGCGAUGGACGCGCGCGACGCGCCGAGGCGCGGCGACGACGAAGAGGUCGCGAUGGACGAGGGAAAGGACGCGAGAGGUAAGAGCGCGCCGACGACGUCGCGGACGACGACGAUGGCGCGCGCGAUCGCGCGGCGGGCGCUGCGGUCGGGGGUGCGAUUCGAUUGGGCGCGCGACCCGGCGCUCUUCGUGGCGGCGAGCGUGGCGGCGAUAUUCCUCGUCGCGUUGGUCGUCGCGGCGGUGACGACGGACGUCGGCGCGGGCGAUCGAGGAGGGAGUAAAUCGCACAUCGUCGGUCGACACGGGCGCGUGUCGAUGCGGACGAAGACGCCGGAACGAUCGUCGGCGACGGCGCCGCCGAGAGACGCCACGCGACGAUGGGCCGCGCUAGGAGUGCCGGAUCAGUGCUUGAAGAAUGAUUUCACGCCCACGGCGGUGAUUCCUGGGUUAGAGUUGCACGAAUUGGACGGUGAACGGGCGUUUUACCUGACCAAAGAGGCGAAGACGACGGAAAAGGUGCGCACGGCGAGCGAGUUGGAGGAGGAAGAGUCGGUGAAGGAGGAACUGAAGGAGGCGAAGACGGAGAUGAAGGAGGCGGAAAAGACGCUGGAGAGCGAGAUUGUGACAGAGGAGGAGGAGUUGAAGAUCAUUUCGGGACGUGAUCCGUUGCCGAACGUCAUCGGUAGGCGUAAAUUAUUGGGCGACGCGGACGACGAGGGAGAAGACGGCGCGCAAGACGUCGAGGUGGAGGUGCCUACGUCGACGCUUAUCCACAAAGACGGCAAGCUCGUGCGGAGGUAUAGAUUCCAAAACCCGCUAAUGUUGAGCGGAAUGACGAAAGACAUGGAUUGGAGGAAAGAAACCACGGAGCGGCAAUUAAUAUUUCACGCCGCGAACAUCACGGGCUACGACGCUCGCUGCCAAUUCAAAACGAUGCAAUGCGCCGACAUGGCGACAGACUUACUCGCACGAGCGCUCAAGGCCGAUGCGGCUGCCGUGGUGAAUCCACAAGCGAGCGCGGAGACGUUAAAGCGUCUGUCAACGGUGUUGAUUAAAUACUCCAACGAUCCGCGUACCAAGUUUAACGCCACCGACCUUCCGUCGCUUGGCGGCGCGCCGCAAGGCAUGGGCACCUGCGCGUGGACGACCGAGGCGGAGUAUAAUCCCGAAACUGGCGAACGAUACAACGGAGCUGUCAGUCGAUUCGCCACCGCUAUCGACGCGCACGACACGGCUGUGUACUGCAACGUCUUGACGGAACGCAAGUAUUGCAAAUUCACCAUGAUUCGCGACGGCCCGGAAGACGUGAUAACGGUGGAGUUGGACGAGCAAGCCUACGAAUCUGCGCGCAAGGUCGGCCGCAUCAUCCACGACUCGCUCUCCGCGGACCUCGAGCUAGGCUCGAACGUCGUCGGUUGGGGCUAUCGCGGCGACCCAUCACCGGCGUUCGUCGCCCUGCUCAUGCUCCUUCGAUCCAACCGCUGCGCGCGCGUCGACGUUUACGGCCAACCGGGCGUCCCGAUCGAUUGGUACCACAACGCUCGCGGUUACGCUCACAUGGUCGCCGUCCCGGGCACGUCCAAGGCUGACUCCCAGCUCUCCCGCGUCUUGUUACAGGAAAAGUUCUUUUACAGAACGUUGAUGCACUACGGAAAAAUGUGCUUUUUCAAAUGAUCGCCGCGUCGAAA